GUGUAAAAUACUAGACAAUGAUAAUAUCUAUCAAUAUUUAAUAAUAUGCGAAUUUGCGAUCGUAAUUUGUAUAGUUUAACUCAGCUACUGCUGUGGUCUAUAGUUCCGUGUUUAUUGUGUAAAAGUGGUAAAACUUUGUCAUAACCAUUAUAAAAUGGUUCUUAAUACCGUGUCCGGAAUUUAAAAAUACGAAAUGUCCAAUAUUCUUUAAUUGCUUUUCAAAAAAUUAAAAUAUACAUUAUCAUGUGAGGAAAUGAACACCGUACAUAAUUUUCCUUUACUUUUCUAGAAUAAUUUUCCGAGAUCUAAUAGCUAACUUAAACGCAUAUAAUAAUUCAUAAGUACAUACAUUCUUGAAUUCAGUCUUUAAAUAACUAAAAUGGAAAUUAUUGGUGAUUAUGAAUACAAUAGUGCCAAUCGCUUGGGACUUGGAGCUUUUGCUAUUGUCUUCAAGGGACGCUCUAGAAAAAAGCCAGAUAUGGAUGUAGCUGUUAAAACAAUAAUGAAGAAGAAUAUACCAAAAACUCAAAGUCUAUUGAAAAAAGAAAUAGAUAUUCUGAGGAAACUAACAGUUCUUCAACACGAUAAUGUUGUACAUCUUUUAGAAUGUCUGGAUACUGAUGAUGCAUUUCAUUUGGUUAUGGAGUAUUGCAAUGGUGGUGAUUUACAAGAUUAUUUAAAUGUUAAAGGAUGUUUAAGUGAAGACACAAUACAAAUAUUUCUAAGACAACUUGCUGGAGCAAUGUAUGAAUUUAAUAAACAGGGAAUACUUCAUAGAGACCUAAAACCUCAAAACAUCCUACUGAAGUUUUCAGGAGAAACUCGUUAUCCAGAACCUAACCAAAUUACUUUAAAAAUUGCUGAUUUUGGGUUUGCUCGAUGCUUGGAUGAAGGAGUAAUGGCAGCUACUAUGUGUGGUUCUCCAAUGUACAUGGCACCUGAAGUAAUUAUGUCAUUACAAUAUGAUGCUAAGGCAGAUUUGUGGAGUUUAGGUACAAUUAUAUUUCAAUGUUUGGCUGGUAAAGCUCCAUUCUUUGCCAAUUCGCCCGCAGGACUAAAACAAAUUUAUGAAAAAACUAGCAAUUUAAUGCCAAAAAUCCCCCCAGGCACAUCAUCAGAUUUAUCAAACUUAUUAUUUGGUCUUCUAAAAAGAAAUCCAAAAGAUAGAAUAUCAUUUGAGACCUUUUUUGACCAUGCCUUUUUAAAAAUGAAACCUCCUCCAGUUACAAUGCCAUCUCCACUUGCUAAUAGCCCAAAAACACCAUCAGUUUUUGAUCAAGGUUAUCAAUAUUCUGUAAGUCCUGAUCUCUCUGAUGAAUAUGUAAUAGUACCUUCAAACAUACCUGCAUAUCACGAGAAAGAAAUUAGUGCUAGCCCUCCAAGACCAAGUACACUUUCUAUACAAACUCAACAGGAUUAUAAUAAUCCACGAUCUCCAUUGAAAUCUGUACCUAGGUCUCAGCCGAUUACAAUGAAUCCAAGGACUUCAAAAAAUAUAAGUGGACCUGAUUUCUGUUCUAUAUCUCCACCAUCAGUUCAGUUUAUGCUCGGAACACCUCCAUCAGGAAGAAGAAUUUCAGAAACGCCACCAUAUAAUACAUGGAACUUUACACCAACAAGUUCUCCAUUAAAGAAAUCAGUUCUAAGUUCGCCACUUUUAAACACACAACAGUUCACAUUUAACACAAAUCAAAAAAUAGGAACAGUUGGCCUGCCUUUCAGUAAUAAUAACCGUGCAAUGACUUUGCCAGAACUCGGAAACAUAACUUUCCCAGAACUUCCGCAAGAAACAAUAUUAGAAAAAGAACACAUAGAAACAUUAGCCAAACUUAAUUUUGUAUUAGCAUUGGUUGAAUGUAUUGUUGAAUGUGCUUCUCCUAAAAGACCACGUUAUGAACGAUUGGUGCUUUUAAUUAGAGCAUUACAAUUACUUAGCUCUAGUUUAAGUAUUGCUACGUCUGAACUUAAAGCUGGUCGUUUGCAACCUUCAACAAAUGUUAAAAAUGUGGUACAACAGCUUAAUGAGACUUUUCAUAAAGUUUUGGAUGACUGUAAACAAAUUAAUGUACCAAAUAUGUUACACAAUACAUCAUCAUCCACUACUACAGCUGAAAAGUUAUUAUAUGAUUAUGCCGUAGAAAUCUGUGCUAAAGCAGCAUUAAAAGAACUGGGCAAUACACCAUAUGAUUAUUUUAAAUCUUAUCAAACUGCCCAGAUCCUCUUACAUAGUUUGUCUCAACAAGUAAACUCUCCGAGCGACAAAGAAAUAUUAAUAAGAUAUCGAGAUGCAGUAGAAAAAAGAUUGUCUAUAUUACAAGACCAAGGUUAUGUUUACUCAAACACAGUUAAUGGCAACAAUUCAACUUAAUACUGUUAUAUGAUAAUAAUGUGCUUACUAAUUCUUUACAAUAUUCUAGUCUCUAUCUUUUCUUUUGUAUUUAUAUGUAAAAAUGUGUUAUUUUACUUGGUCCUUAUUAAUUUAUCUACUAAACUAAAUCAUUGAAACAUAAUAAUAUUUACACUAAUAACCCUAUCCCUGUGUAAUAAUUAUUA
Messenger RNA from Rhopalosiphum maidis (corn leaf aphid), 2553 nucleotides. RefSeq names its product serine/threonine-protein kinase unc-51 (gene Atg1). The transcript has 21 exons. Bases 380 to 2368 code for a protein of 662 amino acids. The record is from RefSeq and is a predicted model, not a curated record. Gene Ontology annotation, molecular function: protein serine/threonine kinase activity; ATP binding. Gene Ontology annotation, cellular component: cytoplasm; autophagosome. Gene Ontology annotation, biological process: axon extension; protein autophosphorylation; autophagy. Lineage: Eukaryota; Metazoa; Arthropoda; Insecta; Hemiptera; Aphididae.